Molecule: messenger RNA, 1525 nt
Organism: Spea bombifrons (plains spadefoot toad)
Lineage: Eukaryota; Metazoa; Chordata; Amphibia; Anura; Pelobatidae
Gene: CDCA7
Product: cell division cycle associated 7
Exons: 11
Coding region: 89-1378 (429 amino acids)
Biological process (GO): regulation of DNA-templated transcription
Cellular component (GO): nucleus
Source: RefSeq, a predicted model, not a curated record
CGCGUUUUGAGUUUGGCGGGAAAUUGGUCUGCUGAGGCUUUCUUUCGGGGCUGCGUUCUCUCAGACGUCGCUAGAGGUGCAGGACAUUAUGGAUCCCUUUAAGCUGCAGACUCGCUCUUCUGCUAGACAAGCGGCAAUGCAGAGUGUUAAAGUUAUGGUCUCGUUUCAAGAGAUCUGUGCUGCCAAACGAGCUCUGGAGUUGCAGAAAAAUGACUUUUCAAAACGGAAGGAAUUCCAAAAUUUCCGGAACGUGGAUAUCAUUCCUAUGGAAACGUCGUCAUCCUCCGAUGACAGUUGUGACAGUUUUGGCUCUGAUAACUUUGCAAACACAAAGAAUAGGUUCAGAAAAGGCACCACCGUAGAACUGGCUAAAAUAUUUUCUGAGGAUUCGGAUAAUGAGUCGUUCUGUGGGUUUUCAGAGACUGAAAUCCAGGACGUCAUGAAAAUUGAGUCUGAUUCUGAAGAUAAGAGGCCAAAGAGAGGUCGUCCCAAGAGAAAUGUGCCCCUAAGAGUAGCCCUGAAAUUUCCACCCAAGAGGAACUCCACAAAAGAGAGCAUAUCUCAGAAAGAAGUGAAAGUUUCUGAAGACUCUGACGAGAAAGGAUCCAAUUUCUUAGAGAAACGUGCUUUGAACAUUAAAGAAAACAAAGAAAUGCUGGCAAAACUAAUGGCUGAACUGAACAGCAUACCUGGCUUCUUUUCAAGUAAAAAUCCAUUCUCUCCUUCCGCCCCGAAACUGAAACGAGGUCCUAGAACUCCUCAGUCGGGUGGGUGUGCCAGAAAAAAUCCUGACCGACGCGCCCGUCCUCACACUAGGUCAAGGUCCCUCGUUGAUGGACCACCUAGCCCACCUCCUGAGGAUGAGGAAGAUGACCACUUCUAUUUAGUGAGGAAAAGAAAAAUCUUUGACGAUGACGAGGAUGAAGCCUAUGUGCCGAGGCGCAGCCGUCCAAGUGCUAUGGCUUAUGCCCAUGUUGUACGACCCGUAGAAGAGAUCACUGAAGAAGAACUCAAUGCCAUCUGCGGCAAUGUCCGUGAGAAGGUGUACAACAGAUCAACAGGAACAACUUGUCAUCAAUGCCGCCAAAAGACGAUAGACACUAAAACAAAUUGCCGUAAUCCGGACUGUAUGGGCGUGAGAGGGCAAUUUUGUGGCCCUUGCUUAAGAAACCGGUAUGGGGAGGAUGUAAGAACUGCACUGCUGGAUCCAGAAUGGCGCUGCCCGCCUUGCAGAGGGAUUUGUAAUUGUAGCUUCUGCAGACAGCGCAACGGUCGCUGUGCCACUGGAGUACUGGUUUAUCUGGCGAAGUACCAUGGCUAUGACAAUGUCCAUGCUUAUCUAAAAAGCUUGAAACAGCAACUUGAAAUGGAAGAUUAAGCACCUUCAGUACAAGGAUUACUGAUACCGCUCUCAAACACUGGCAUCCUGCCUAAAUCUUUUUUUUUUUUUUUUUUUUCUGUUUGCUUUAUGAGAAUGAAAUGUAAUUUCUGUUAUCAGAACUGGUUUGCCAUGAAAACAUUUGGA